Molecule: messenger RNA, 1680 nt
Organism: Penicillium mononematosum
Lineage: Eukaryota; Fungi; Ascomycota; Eurotiomycetes; Eurotiales; Aspergillaceae
Product: sugar porter family MFS transporter
Exons: 4
Coding region: 1-1680 (559 amino acids)
Biological process (GO): transmembrane transport; carbohydrate transport
Cellular component (GO): membrane
Molecular function (GO): carbohydrate:proton symporter activity
Source: RefSeq, a predicted model, not a curated record
AUGUCUAUCCUGAAGCUAGUCGAGGACCGGCCGACGCCUCGAGCGGUCUACAACUGGAGAAUCUAUCUCCUGGCCGCGGUGGCCUCAUGCACAUCCUGCAUGAUUGGCUACGACAGUGCUUUCAUCGGCACUACCCUCUCUCUUAAGUCCUUCAAGAGCGAGUUCAAAUUCAACGAGAUGUCCGAUGCUACCGAGAACCUGAUCAGCGCAAACAUCGUCUCGUGCUACCAGGCCGGUGCCUUCUUCGGUGCAUUCUUCGCCUAUCCCAUCGGCCACUUCUGGGGUCGUAGGAUUGGCCUAUUGUCUGCUGGCUUGGUUUUCACUCUCGGUGCUGGUAUCAUGCUUGGUGCUAAUAGCGACCGAGGACUUGGCCUCCUUUAUGGUGGCCGAGUCCUAGCCGGUCUUGGUGUCGGAGCAGGCUCUAACAUCACCCCUAUUUACAUCUCCGAAUUGGCUCCUCCGGCUAUUCGCGGUAGAUUGGUUGGUGUGUAUGAGCUGGGCUGGCAGAUUGGUGGUCUGGUAGGAUUCUGGAUCAACUUCGGUGUUGACGAGACCAUGGCACCGAGCCACAAGCAGUGGCUUAUUCCUUUUGCUGUUCAGCUGAUUCCUGCUGGUCUGUUGCUCAUUGGUGGCUACUUCAUCCGGGAAUCGCCUCGUUGGCUCUUCGGACGCGGUCGCCGUGAGCAUGCUAUCAAGAAUCUUUGCUGGAUCCGCCAGCUGCCCGAGGACGAUAUCUAUAUGAUCGAGGAGAUCGGUGCCAUUGACCAGGCCCUGGAUGAACAACGCCGUAGCAUUGGUAUUGGCUUCUGGAAACCCUUCAAGGCGGCCGGGACCAACAAGAAGGUUAUGUGGCGUCUGUUCCUCGGAGGUGCAUUGUUCUUCUGGCAGAAUGGAUCUGGCAUCAAUGCCAUCAACUAUUACAGCCCCACUGUCUUCAAAUCGAUUGGUGUCAGGGGUACCAAUACUAGUCUGUUCACGACUGGAAUCUUCGGCGUAGUGAAGACUGUCGUGACUUUCAUUUGGCUGCUGUGGCUGAUUGAUCACGUCGGUCGCCGUAACCUGUUGUUGAUUGGCGCAGCAGGUGGUUCCGUGUGUUUGUGGAUCGUCGGCGCGUACAUCAAGGUCGCCAAACCUGAAAAUAACACGAGUGACAGCUUGAGCGGCGGUGGUAUCGCAGCCAUGUUCUUCUUCUACCUGUGGACCGUCUUCUAUACCCCAACCUGGAACGGUACCCCCAUGGGUCCUGAACUCGGUAAGCAUCCCCAGACAUUGGAAUUCCCUGGGCAUUGGAACAUUGAAAUGUUCGAUCCCAACAUGCGUUCCUUGGCACAGGCAUGCGCCGCCGCCUCCAAUUGGUUCUGGAACUUCCUCAUCUCGCGCUUCACUCCGCAGAUGUUCACAGCCAUGGGAUACGGUGUAUACUUCUUCUUCGCAUCAUUGAUGAUUCUGUCCAUUAUCUUCGUGUACUUCCUCAUCCCUGAAACCAAGGGUGUUCCCCUGGAGAGCAUGGACCAGCUCUUCGACAUCAAGCCCGUGUGGCGUGCCCAUGGGCAGAUGCUCGCCCAGCUGCGUGAAGAUGAAGAGCGGUUCCGCAAUGACGUCGAGGCUGCCGGCGUUGAUGUGGGCAAGGUCCGCCCUGAGCAAGUCGAGGAUAGUGCGGCUGAGCCAAAGUAUGCUUGA